Clupea harengus (Atlantic herring) is the source of this 2167-nucleotide messenger RNA. Its product is annotated as CD48 antigen-like. Gene Ontology annotation, cellular component: membrane. The record is from RefSeq and is a predicted model, not a curated record. NCBI's taxonomy places the organism in Eukaryota, Metazoa, Chordata, Actinopteri, Clupeiformes, Clupeidae.
GGCCACGCGCUUGAAAGGUUGCAUAAUCCACACGCACGACAAUUCCCCACUUUUUAUUUCACAAUCAUGCUCUGUAGCUAGUAGCCUGUUGAUCACAGAGAUUGGUCAAUUCUUUGUUUAGGGACUAUACUGUAGCUAAUAGCCUGUUGAUCACAGAGAUUAGUCAGUUCUUGGUUUAGGGACUAUAGAGAUCAAUAGGCCACGCACUUGAAAGAUUGUGGAUGCCAUGCGGACGACAAUUCCCCACAUUUUAUCUCAGGGUCAUGUUCUACACAGACUAAUGAAGAGACAUAAAAAUUAUGAUUGGCUUUUUAAUUACGUUCAUGUUCAACACUCACCGUUCGUAACGAGUGUCUUGUUGUAACAGUUUUAGACCUGACUAUUAUUUUAACAUGAUGUCGCCAUUGCCAAAAAACGGAUGUAUUAUUUAGGCUGGCGUGACGCUUCUGCUAGAGGCAUGUUUAGUGGAAUUUUUUACCAACAAAUACUGUUACUGCUUUACUUUCGAAAGUAGGCUACCAGAGAACGGAGACUAACGUAAUUUUCCUUUUUUAAUUCUGAGCAGCUCUACCCUCCUGUUUAUUCAACUAAUUUCUAAAUAUGAAGCAGCAGGUCUGGAUCCUUUUCUUUCUAGGAGUCCCACUCUGUUCAUCUGUCAAAGUCCAUAUUAAGGUAGUCAAUGGAGACGUUACCCUUUCCCCUGUUGGAAUCAGUACUGUCAAAAGCGUGGUUUGGAAAUUUGGGAUUAAUAAGGUUGCUGAAUUUGAUCCAAACUUCAGCGAAGAGGUGCACAUAUUCGGAAAUUACGAGGGACGAACAACCUUGAAUAAGGAAACUGGCAAGAUUACAAUAUUAAAGUUAACGCCCAGUGAUAGUGGGACGUUCUCAGUUGAGGUCGACAGUGUGUUGAUGCCGGAUUCGUACCGUCUCGAAGUUCUUGAGGCAGUGAACAAUGUAACCAUAAUAAAGGCUGACAGUAGUAACAGUUCGUGUGAACUGCUCUGCACAGCCAAGCCAUCUUCAGGUGAAGCUUCCUUCAAUUAUGUAUGGAUAAAAAAUGGACAGUUUCUCUCGAAUGGAUCCUACCUGACUGUCAAUAAGAGUCACCUGUCCCACUCUUACACUUGUAAUGCAAGUAACCCAGUGAGUUCAAAGAGUACUACAGUAGAAGACAUUUGUAAAGAGGCAGUUAACAAUGUAGAUAUAAGAAAGGCUGACAGUAGUAACAGUUUGUGUGAACUGCUCUGCGAAGCUAUGCCAUCUCCAGGUGAAGGUUCCUUGAAUUACGUAUGGAUCAAAAAUGGACAGUUCCUCUCGAAUGGAUCCCACCUGGAUGUCAGUAAUAGUGACUUGUCCCACUCCUACACUUGUAAUGCAAGUAACCCAGUGAGUUGGAAGAUUACUACAGAAAAGGCAGAAGACAAUUGUAAAGGUCGCCCCAUAGGCGCAAUUGUUGGAACGACAGUCACUGGUAUUACCUUAAUCGGAUUUGGAGUUGCAAUGUACCUAUGGAAAAAAAGGGCUUGCAAGCCUGAUGAUGACACAGCAGAAAAUGGUUGUCGAGCAGGCUGCAACAGAGUCACGGACGCUCCAAAUGGUAAAUCGGGUGAAUGAAUGGUGAAGAUUGGUGGACAAAUCAACAGUUUGAGUUGUGAAAGCCAUCCAAAGAACUGAUUUGAGUUUUUUAAUGAGUUUGGAUUUUUCAUCUUCUGUCACUGGAUUUCUUCAAAACUACGAAGAGAUUCAUUUGACAAUUUCCUCCUUACGCAGAUGGUUAAUUUACUAACCGACCACUGGAAAACGGCAGACUGCCGUGGCUCUCGUCAGCUUUUAGUAUUGUAAAGCUUGGGAAGCUUUUAGCUUGUCCAUUCUAUCGGAUUUUUGUUGUUUUUGUUGUUGUGGGGAGAUUUCUCAGAAUGUGUGUGAAGAAGGCCCCCCACACCCGCUAUUACCAUGUGUUGUCUUCAUAAUAUCAAAAUAGGUUUUAGCUGCAUUGCACUUACAGUAAAUGAGACUAGAGUGGCCUUAUAGAGAUCUGAACAGGGCCAAUUCACCAGACCCUUCAUCAGAGAAGGGAAGGAGUCAGUUGACAGUCUGAAUGAUGGGUGGGGUAAAUCUCUCAUGCACUUGCUUCAGUUUUAGUACUUCUUAUCUGUACACGAGAAUG